GUAAUUUUGGGGGGGAAUUGUUAAAUUGGAAAAUCUGUGUAGUGCAUAAAUGAAAUUUUAUACAUUGGGAGAGCCUGGCAAUAAAGUCUGAAGGAGAAGCGAAAUCGGCAGGGCAUUCUCCGCCUGCUCGCCACCGGAGGUCGACUGAGGAGAGAGAUCAGGUAUCAUGAGUGAAUCAUUUACAAUUCAAAUCAGCAGCAACUUGGUGAGUCACCUUCUUGAUGAUGGCAAGAAAGUAAAGAAGAAAACACGAAAACCCAAACCAAGGAUUCCUCGAGAGCCACCUCAGACAGCUCAUACAAAGCAGCUUGCUAAUGAUUCAAAUGCAAAAGGUCCCUCCUCAGCUGGAUGGCCUCUCGACACUCCCUUGUACUUGCCAGUUCCAUCUCAGCAAACGCCCAAAUAUCCAGAGUUAGAUUCCAUCAAAUCGGUCCUUCAUGAGAGUGAGAAAGUUGUUGAGCGGCUGCAGAAGCAGGAGGAGAGCCUGGUACAGGAGGUAACUCAAAGAGCCAAGGAACUCCACGAGAAAGAGUUCAAGCUUCCACAUCGCAAACCCAUGCCAUGUUCAGACCAGAAAGAUGCCUGCUUAACUUGCUACAAAGAACAUGUCAAAGACCCCUUGAAAUGCGCCCAAGUCGUCAAAGAUUUUGCUGAUUGCGCGCGCAGAGCCAGACAGCAAUUGGGCAUCAACAAUAAUUAGGUACCCUUUAGAUCCCUUCAUCCCCGAAAAACCAAUACCAAUACCAAAUCUUUUGUUGUUUCAUUUAAUAAACCUUAAUUUCCCCAUUGCUGCUCCCGAUAGGCCUCCAAACAGCUCUGAGCAGGCUUCGAUGGGUUGUUUCUUAUGAGACAUAUGUUUUCAUGUGUAGAUGGUUUCUACAUCGUCUCGACUAUUACUCCUUGAGGGCUAUAUUUUCAAGUGAAUGACUGUCUCUGUCAAGAUUGAUUGAGGAAAUGAGUGUAAAAUGUAGCACGUUAAUUUAGUUAGGAAUUCAGGGGAUUGAUCAUAUGAGUCGAGACAAUGCCAAGAUUUUGAAUAAGUUUCAUUUCUUGACUGAUUUCUUUCUUUCUAUUCAUGGUUUCGAUCAA
Molecule: messenger RNA, 1089 nt
Organism: Andrographis paniculata
Lineage: Eukaryota; Viridiplantae; Streptophyta; Magnoliopsida; Lamiales; Acanthaceae
Exons: 2
Coding region: 167-700 (177 amino acids)
Source: RefSeq, a predicted model, not a curated record